This is a messenger RNA of Drosophila novamexicana, 543 nucleotides long. RefSeq lists its product as uncharacterized. The record is from RefSeq and is a predicted model, not a curated record. The transcript has 4 exons. Lineage: Eukaryota; Metazoa; Arthropoda; Insecta; Diptera; Drosophilidae. The coding region runs from base 1 to 543 and encodes 180 amino acids.
AUGAGCUGCAAGGAGAUGCGUGCUAAUGCCACACGCCUGUCGGCUAGCUGUUGUCAGUUGACGCGUCCCAGCUUGGACACAGGCUAUGCAGAUUGUCGUGACAGCUUAAAGUUGCCCAAAGAUCGUCACUUUACCUUCGCCGAGCUCUAUACCAUUAACAUGUGCCUGGAAGAGUGCAACUAUAUAGGCUCUGGCUAUAUUGAUGUGGAUCCGCCCUUUCGCCUGGACAUGGGCCGCGUAAAGCAAAACUUGGAGCACAUACUGCCACAGCCAAAAGCCACAACCGUUGCCUUUAUGUUCGAUGCCUAUGCCAAGUGCGAAGUAUAUCGAGCACAGCACGCAGCACGCUUUGCGCUGCAUCUGCCGGAUAUUGAAUUCAUUGAGGAGAAGUGCAACCCGUUCGCGUUGCACGUGACCAUCUGUGUGCGCAUCCAUGCGAUGCAGAAGUGCCCCAAGGAGUUCUACUCGCCCAGCGCCCAAUGCCACAUGGCUCAAACUUUCUUUACAAAGUGCGUGGAUGACAUUGAAACGAAUCUUUCGUAA